Molecule: messenger RNA, 3174 nt
Organism: Sinocyclocheilus grahami
Lineage: Eukaryota; Metazoa; Chordata; Actinopteri; Cypriniformes; Cyprinidae
Product: MSL complex subunit 3
Exons: 13
Coding region: 319-1950 (543 amino acids)
Biological process (GO): regulation of DNA-templated transcription; chromatin organization
Cellular component (GO): MSL complex; NuA4 histone acetyltransferase complex; nucleus
Source: RefSeq, a predicted model, not a curated record
UUGCGAAAUUGCGCGUUUCCAUUAGGUGUAUUUUCAAUUCACAAUUUCAAUUUGCGCAAUUUGAAGGGUAAUGGAAACGCGCCUACUUACUGAUGUAGAGAGAGUGAGAGAGUCUAUUUCAUUUUCGUUAACUUUUUUAACACAUUUCUUUUCAUAAUUACGAAUUUCCGAACUCUUAAGCAGGGACUUCCCAGGAGAGCGUGAACACAUAAAUCAGCUUUCAGUUUUUGCGCGCAGCUCUUUCUAUCUUCCUCAACGACAAGGUAUGCAACGGGUUAAGGAGCGGGGCUUCAGAGUCCUCUUCGCCACGAUGAACAAAUGAACUCUUGGGGAAUGAAAUUUAAAUUCCAUAAAGGAGAAAAAGUUCUCUGUUUUGAACCUGACCCAUCCAAGGCCAAGGUGCUCUACGAUGCAAAGGUUGUUGAUAUCGCAACAGUAAAAGAUGAGAAGGGGAAAAGGGUCCCAAAGUAUCUGAUUCAUUUCAAUGGUUGGAAUAGAAGUUGGGAUCGAUGGGCUGCAGAGGAUCAUGUGCUCAGAGAUUCUGAAAAUAAUCGCAAAUUACAACGUAAACUGGCACGAAAAGCUUUGGCUCGCAUGCGGAAAAAGGGAUGGAAGAAACGACGCUGUCGUCUGCCAGGUGUUAACCCAAUAUUGAAGUCCCUCACUGAAGAGGAAAAGGAGAAGAGUGAUGAUGCUUCUUUGAUUUCGCCAUUUGAUGAUAGUGACAAAGACAUUUCAGACCAGGAGUCCUUAAAAAGUGAAAGUGCCUCAUCGGAAGAAAUUAACAGUAUGAGGGAAGAGCAGGAGCCACAAACCAAAAGGGAGAGUGAAGACAAGAGCAUCACUGUAAACAUUGACAUCCCUGAUGUUCUCAAGAAGAAGCUGGAGGAUGACUGUUACUAUAUCAACAAAAGAAAGAAGCUGGUGAAGCUUCCAUGCCUGAUGAAUAUAGUAAACAUUCUGGAGUCCUAUGUGAAGCACUUCACCCUAAAUGCAGCUUUCUCAGCUAAUGAGCGCUGUCUGCACCCUCAGAGCUCCACACAGACUAAUAUGAGUCCACACUAUAUGCCACCUGAGAGGAAUGAGGAGCUCUGUAAAGAAAUGGUGGAUGGUUUGAGGAUAACAUUUGACUUUACCCUUCCACUAAUCCUACUCUACCCAAGUGAACAAGCUCAGUUCAAAAAAGUCAGCUUCUCCAAGUUCUUCCAGCCAAUCAUUGACAGCGCAACCUGCACCAGUAGGACUUUCAGAGAACGAUCCCCCAGUCCUGGCCAGAAUCCCUCUACCCCCCAGUCCACAGACAGCCAACCAGCUCUGAGUGAAUCCUCCAGUGUCCCCGUCAUCAUGGCAACCCCACCUAAGCGCAGACGCUGUGCCUACCUGGAUUCCGAUUCCACCCAAUCUUUGCGUCGCUCAACACGCAAUACAUCUGGAGGGGAUCGAGCGGCAGAGCCUGGGGGUGGAGGCAGCAGCAAUGCCUCUCCUCAACCAAAGCGAAGGCCUGCUGAGGUGCAGGCACCACUACCCAAGUUCUUCCUCAACCUAGAGAAGAAGACUCCUGUUCACAGUGGCUCCUCCUCUCCUUUGCCCUUGACACCCAGCAGGGAUUGCACUGGAGGGCUUUUCUCAGGGCUGGAAACCCAGAGGAACUACGAACUAAAUGAGGUUCUGAGCUGGAGACUGACACCAGAAAACUACCCUCAGAGUGACCAGCUUCCCCCUCCUUCUUACCUCUAUGGCGCUCAGCACCUGCUUCGGCUAUUUGUUAAACUUCCAGAAAUCUUGAGGAAGAUGCACAUACCAGAAAAGAACCUGAGGGCACUAGUGAAACACUUCGAGCUUUUCCUCAGGUUUUUGGCAGAGUUUCAUGAGGACUUCUUUCCAGAGUCUGCAUAUGUGUCUGCAACUGAAGCCCAUUACAGCAUGAAGCAACCACGCUCAGUCUUCUAAGAAUCCUUUACAGAGAGAGUUUAUAUUGUGCUGUGCUCUUCUGAACUUCUGGUCCUCCCCUGACACUGAAUGUUGAGCCUAUGUUCUUUCUACUUGCAAAUUCUAUAAAUUUCCCUGAGGUAUUUCACCUGUCCGUUUCUAACUGUUCAUUUGCAAUGUAUGAUAAAAUUUUCAUGACAAUCUUUUUUUGUUAUUGUUUAUAGUUUUAUUUGAAAGCAUUUUAAAUUCAGUUGUGCAAAAUUAUAAUUUUCUUAUUUUCUAGUUUUUCUGUCAUAUGAAUCCACCAUUACCUCAAACUUCCUUAUUUUGCUUGUCCUUUCCCUCUCAUUCCUCUGCACGAACUUAAACAAGCAGUUGCGCAAAAGCAAGAGGUUAUUGCACAUUUGCCACAUAAUUGUUGUAGUAACAUUGUAUUAAUAAUGCAUUUUUUUUAAUUAUGAGCUCCACUGAUAAUUGCUUUGUGAUUCUUUCACUCACAAAAUAUAUUUCUUUUUUUGUAUAUUACUGUAUAUAAAGUUUUCAGUGGUAAAAUGUUUCAUCUCUUUUCUUUCUGUGAAAAUAGGACAGGGCUGGGUUUUAACAAUAUUAGUGCCCCCCCCCCCCCCAUUAUUUAUAAUAAUUAAGUUCAUUAUUCCUGUGUGUUCCUGUUUCUGUGUAUUCUAUGGUGUCUUGUAGUUUAUCUAUUAAAGCCAUAAUCACUUAUGGUGCUGAUUAAUUUCUCAAUACAUUAUUCAAACUUUUGUUUCCAGUGCUUAAAGGACUUUGAAACUUGUGAUUGGUAUGAGGAAAAUACUUUUGUUGCAGCCUUUCACUGGCAUUAAUUUCACAUAUUAAAAAAAACUUUAAAAAUAGGUAAACACUUCUGUGUAAACAUGUGCAAAACUAUUUGAAGAUGUUAUUGUUUUUAUGACUGAAUUUGUAUUUAAAAAGUCUAAAUUAUCACGCUCAUAGCUUUUUCAACAUCUGUGAUGACAGACAAGGUUGUGUCCCAUUUUUUAUUUAAAGUAUUAUUUGCGACCUUGUUACUGUCAAAACAUUAUUCAUUAUCAUGCUUCAUUUGUACAUUUACCUAUACCAGUAACUUUAAAGUUAACAGAUAAUGUACUUAAUGGCUUUGUUUGCUGUUUUAAUUAUGAAAUUCACCACUCUGGCAAGUCAAGUUAGCUCAUUAAAGCACAUCAGCAUUAUUGUAGAUUUGAGUAAAAGUUAUCAAGUUAUUUUAAU